Rosa rugosa (rugosa rose) is the source of this 1028-nucleotide messenger RNA. RefSeq lists its product as uncharacterized. Lineage: Eukaryota; Viridiplantae; Streptophyta; Magnoliopsida; Rosales; Rosaceae. Gene Ontology annotation, molecular function: RNA binding. The transcript is spliced from 6 exons. The record is from RefSeq and is a predicted model, not a curated record. The coding region runs from base 202 to 867 and encodes 221 amino acids.
UCUGGAAGAAUCAUCGGAAAUUAUUCUAUGGUUUCGAUUUCAGCAGUUUGGUAAUUAAUAAAUACUUAUGCAUUUGAAUUGAUUUUCCAUACUUUCCUAAUCUUCUGGGAUUCCAUCCCAAAUAUAUUUUCCUUAACUUUUUUGGUUUGGGGUUCUUGGAAUCGUGGGCCUCGACUAGAAGGCCCCUCAUUGGACAUGUGAAUGCCUCCUCCUCUACCAAAUCCUCCAAAAUACGGAGACGUCUGGAAUUCGAAGACGAUGGAAAAGAGCGAGAGCGAUAACAGCAUGGGCGAAAAUUCGCAGGAGAUAUACGAAUCUGAAACUGUGUUAUUCAAGAAGCAGGGUCUCUGCAAAGAAGAAAAUCUGAACGAAGUCUGGAAGAAAGAGGUGGAAACAGUCUUUGAAUCUCAUGGCCUUUCAUGCGAAUUGUACUGGGAUGAGUGUAAGAUGACUGUCACUGCAACAGAACGUACUGAAGGUGGUCUUCUUCAAGAUGGCUUUGACAGGGGUUUUAAUGCUCUCUUUGUUCUGGCAUGUGGUCUCGGCACUGAAUGGGUUGAACCAAUCGUCUCCGGCAGUGUCUAUAGUGAUGUCAUGUAUAUUAUAAUACCAGAUGGCAUGAGUCAGGAUGAUUUUUCAAGCAAGUAUAAUGAUUUCAUAUACAAAUUUGAAGACAAAUUUGGACUACCUCGAAAGCUGUCCUGCUUUGUUCUUUAUCAAGAAGCAGCUGUUGUUGUUCUUUCCGAUAAAGCCGGGUCAACAAGUACAGUGAGGAAUCUUGUGUAUAGUUGUCUAAAUGGCGAUAAUCCUUUUGAUGAAGACCAUUUUCAUGAAUUGUUCCUUGAUGAUGUUUUAGGCACCGAAUAGAUGAAGAUUAGACAAAAGUUCAGAUUAUGUGUUUCACCUGCUCUUUGCUGACUUAAACUGCACUUUAUGAACCGUCUAGUUUGCUGCUUUCUCUGUUUUGGGUAGAACACAUGUUACUGAUUUUUGUUUAUGCUUUAUGUAUGAGUUGAUGCGGUUGCUCA